Molecule: messenger RNA, 302 nt
Organism: Caenorhabditis angaria
Lineage: Eukaryota; Metazoa; Nematoda; Chromadorea; Rhabditida; Rhabditidae
Source: the annotation of a GenBank genome assembly
AUGCAAGGAUUUAUGCUGAUCUGCUUGGCCCUUUUGUUGGUGUUCGUUUCAGCGGCGCCAUUCUACGUAAGUUUUUUCUUCCAAAAAAAAUAAGAGGAUUAGUCUCGAAGAAAAUAAAUAAACAAAUUCCAAAAAAUCAAAAAAAUAUAUUUUUUUUGUAGCUGGUAGAAUAUCAAUCCGAUUCUCGAGUUCCUCACCAAACCCAUCUUGAAACAAUUGUCGGCGGUCUGACUUCUGAUCAAUAUGGAAUGGAUUCGACAAGAAAUAUGAGAAAACAAUUAUUUUCGAGGAAAUUGUGGUAG